ACGUCAAACGUUUGUCAUACGUACACAAUGACGGUUUUUACGAUCUCUUAAUUACAGCUUUAAUUUCGUGAUUGUUAUGUUAUUGACGGUUUAAUGUCUUCAUAAUAACGAGUGCUUUAUUUACAUAUAUAAUUCAAAAAAUGUGCUUACUCGCAGGAAUACUGUUUUCCUUAUUAAUAUGCGAAAGUGUUUCACAAGGUCAGAGAUUUGGGGAUGGAUUUUCACAACCUGGACGUGACGGGUUCAGAGGCGGUCCCAGUGGCACUGGUGCAACGGUUCAGGGAAGAGGAGAUGGGUUCGGGUCCGGGGGCCAGUUUGGAGGUGGUAGCGGGUUUGGCGGCGGCGGCGGCGGUGGUGGUGGUGGCGCGGUUCCAGCUGUAGGAGAAUGCCCACGUGACCGUAGAAUUGAUGGGUUUAGAUGCUACGGUCGGGGCUCGGACGUGGCCGACUGUCCGUCAGGUUCCACUUGUAUGAGAGACGGAACUCCGUCAGGAUCAUUCUGCUGCUGGGAAAGUUCUACCCCCGUUCAGUCCGGUGAAGAGAACGUAUUGUCACCAUGUGAAGACCCGUUGAUGGAGGGAGGCACAUUCGCACAGUGUGUGCCAGGGGAUUCAGCUCAAGCUUGCCCUGGGUCAUGCCAUUCAUGCCGGGCUCUGGGUGGAGGAAUCGGAAUGGGCCUGUGCUGCCCGGAAAUAACCAGACGUGGCUGUGAAAACAGCAGUCCGAUGAGAAACGAAUUUGAGGCUGCACGCAGACGUAUCACCGGAAGUUCCGGAUCAACUGGUUCCGAUACUUCACUUAGUGCUGGUUCCCAGUUUCCAGACAGUGGCCAAGGUGCUCCUUCGCUGGGAACUGACUUUGGAAUGACCGGAAGUAGUAUCAGUGACGGUGAUGGUAGAAGAGUUUUAUGUCCCAAUGGUUUUCCUCCGGUACAAAGUUGUUCAGCAGCCACGCCCUGUGGAAUGGGUCAGGACUGUCUUGAGAUCAGUCCCGGUAGAGGGGGCUGUUGUACUUCCGGCAGAAGUGGAAGUGAACGCGGGUUUUCAGGUUCUACAGGGGCAUCUGCGGGUCGAGGGGAUAUGAUGUCUGGUAUGAGUAGAGGUGGUGGCGUUUGUCCGGACGGGGGACCUGGUAUAGGCAGAUGUUCCGCAACAACAUCCUGUGGUGCAGGACAAGCGUGUGUACCUGUAAGUAGUAGCGAGGGUAUAUGCUGUCCACGUGGCUCAGAAGGAAGAGGACUGGGAAUGCCGGGUAUAACCAGGGGACAAGGAUCUGGGGCUAUUGCAAGAACAGGCAUUCCAGCGUUAACAGGAAUGAGAGGCGACUCGGCAGGUGUUGCGCCUGGAUUGCCUGGAAGACCAGGUAUGUCGGCAAUGCCGGGCAUGCCAGGUGGAAUGGGUGGGUUUGGUCCAGGGGGGAUGGGAAUGCCGGGAAUGCCAGGUAUGCCAGGUAUGCCGCCAGCAGGCGGAAGGUUUGGCUCUGGAGCAAUGGGAGGACCUGGUGGUAUGCCAAUGAUGGGUGACAGAUCGGGCAGAAGAAUUCCGCUUGAGUUACUGGCAAGAAGACGGGAAAUGCUGAGAAGAGCUUUAGCUAGACGAAGAAUGUUAGCUUCUAGAGCGCCAUUUUCUAGAGGUGCUGCGUUUUAGAAGGAAAUUGUCCGGUUUCGUGUAUCCGAACUGGCUUCCACGAAUGUUAUGAAUCAAGUGAUUGCACGCAACCAAUGAGAUGUUGUCAACCUGCGAAUGGCUGCCAACGUCGCUGUGUUUAAAUUGCUUGGAGAAAACCCCAAAAGUCGAUUAUUUAUUCCUAUAUAUAUAUGUAUGUGUUGCACAUAAUGUUAAAAAAAUCGAAUGCCAUUAAUGUCUGUACAGCAGAUAAUUGUUUUAUUUUGAACUUAAAUGCCUGUAAUUAUUAAAGAUUUAUGGUAUA
Ruditapes philippinarum (Manila clam) is the source of this 1929-nucleotide messenger RNA. Its product is annotated as collagen alpha-2(IV) chain-like. The coding region runs from base 141 to 1646 and encodes 501 amino acids. The transcript has 6 exons. NCBI's taxonomy places the organism in Eukaryota, Metazoa, Mollusca, Bivalvia, Venerida, Veneridae. Gene Ontology annotation, molecular function: peptidase inhibitor activity. Gene Ontology annotation, cellular component: extracellular region. The record is from RefSeq and is a predicted model, not a curated record.